CCGGUCCGCGAUCGCCCAGUCCGCUGCGGGGCUCGCAGCCGCCCGACCAGCUCCUCUUCCUGGAAGGCGUCAUGAACGAGGACGACGAUCUGGUGGUGACGCAGAUCGACCAUGGGAGCGGUCCGAAUGGGCUCAGCAACUACUUGUACCCCAUCUACCUGCCCAUGGACCAGGAGUUCAAGACCAAGUAUGUGUUCUCCACCAAGCGCAAGCCCAAGAGCCUGCAGGAGAACGUGUACUUGUUCCUUGAGCACCCCGGCGGCUGGAUGUGCUUCAUCUACCACUUCAGCGUCUUUAUGGCCGUCGUCAUCUGCCUCAUCUUUAGUGUGUUGUCCACCAUCGAUCAGUAUCAAGCGUUCGCCAUUGAAACCCUCUUUUGGAUGGAGCUAGUGUUGGUCACGUUUUUUGGUGUGGAGUACUUUGUCCGACUCUGGUCUGCUGGGUGUCGCAGCAAGUAUCGCGGCAUCUUCGGCAGAAUUCGGUUCGCAAGAAAACCGAUAUCCAUCAUCGAUCUGAUUGUGGUGGUCGCCUCCAUUGUGGUGCUGUCGGCGGGCUCCAAUGGCCAGGUGUUCGCCACGUCGGCCAUCCGCGGCAUCCGCUUCCUGCAGAUCCUACGCAUGCUGCACGUGGACCGGCAGGGCGGCACCUGGCGACUGCUCGGCUCCGUCGUGUUCAUCCACCGGCAGGAGCUGAUUACUACACUAUACAUCGGCUUCCUAGGCCUCAUCUUCUCUUCUUACUUCAUGUUCCUGGCUGAGAAGGACGCCGUGGACAAGGACGGCAAGCCGUCCGACUUCCACAGCUACGCCGACGCGCUGUGGUGGGGUGUGAUCACCGUGACGACGAUAGGCUACGGCGACACGGUACCCAAGACUUGGCUGGGCAAGAUGGUGGCCUCCUGCUUUUCCGUAUUCGCAAUCAGCUUCUUCGCACUGCCAGCGGGUAUCCUGGGCUCCGGCUUUGCGCUGAAGGUGCAGCAGAAGCAGCGGCAGAAGCACUUCAACCGCCAGAUUCCUGCGGCCGCGCAGCUGAUCCAGUGCCUGUGGCGCUGCUACGCCGCCGAGCGCGAAUUCUUCGCCACCUGGCGGAUCCACCUGAAGGAGAACCCGGCCGGCACCGUGUCCGCCCUGGGAAAAGUCAACGCCCUGGUGGCUAAGAAAGCCAGCGUGCUGAAGCGGAGGAAGUCGCGCACCAACAUCGAGAAGGGCUGCCUGGAGACGGGGCGCCGCGACAGCGACAACGACGUCGUUUUCUACGACGAGGAGGCGCGGCAAGCGGGCACGCCCAGCAAGUGUCGGCGCGAGGGUCGCAGUCCCGUGCUGCAAAGUCAGACCAGCUCCAACACCGAGGUCGCCUCCGACGAGGUCGACAUCGACAUCGAGGAGCCGCCCGGUCUCACCAGCCUCACAGACGCGCACAAGAACGCAAUCAGGGCCAUCAGGAAGAUCAAGUACUUCGUGGCGCGCCGCAAGUUUCAGCAGGCGCGAAAGCCGUACGAUGUGCGGGACGUCAUCGAGCAAUACAGUCAGGGCCACCUCAACAUGAUGGUGCGGAUCAAGGAGCUGCAGCGGCGGCUGGACCAGACCCUGGGCAAGCCCGGCAGCUACAUCUCCAGCCUGGACCGCAACGGCGGCCUCAAACCCAUGACCAUCGGCGCCCGGAUAUACCGAGUCGAACAGCAGUUGCUGAUGAUGGACAAGAAGCUGGAUCACCUGGUCACGACGCUGACGGUGAUCGCUCAAAGGCAGAACGUGCCGCCACGUGCCAUCGAGGAGAGCGUCUGAUGUCCACGUGGCCCACGCAUCGCCACAUGGCCUGCUCGUGGGCAGACGCCGGCGCUUGACGCCGCUUCGACCAUACUUUCCUUUCCUUUACUGACCGUGCGUUGCUGAAGGACUUCUGGUUCCUCGAGCCACACAUGAGAUGCAGUCUACUGGGCGGCCUGAGCUAUCGCUUGAUAGUCUUGACGUCACUUGAUAAUAAUAUUGUCUGUGUAGGUCCCGAAGUGGUCAUUUGUGGAUUUCCAAGGAUCACAUGCAACUCAUUUGCAUCAAUGCAUAUUCCUAGGUCAACAAUAGGUCAACAAAAAAUCGGGACCUUUUAGAGGCGACUGACGAGAUGCCGUCUAUAGGAGGUCCAGGUAGUAUAGCAACGGUGGGUGGCACCAUGAUCUCACUUUUCGUGUCACUGAGACAUCACAUUGUCUUUGGGAACUGGGGAUCUUUGGGGCCGUGACCUACCGAAUGCUAGUUCGGCAGUUACCACGCGUAGCAGCUGUCCUAGGCAUCUCACAACGCUGUCUUAUGCACAACGUUUUGAACCCGUACAUGGGACAACGGUAUGGAUCAGACAUUCAUUUGAUGCUUCUGGGAAUGAUUGAUGACGUGUGAGGAAGCACGAUGUAAAACGCCGUAAUAUCACGCAGUUCAAAGUAAUUUCUUAGAUUUGUCAAGUUGCAGACACACCGCGCCAUAACGGGAGAGCGCAGCGGUGAGGUUAUGGCGUAUCACAGAUUCAGACUCGUUGUCAUGAUCAAAACGGGGUUAAAAUAGAGAUCUCACAGCAAUUGAGGCCGUAGUUGUGAAGUGAAACGGGUAAAGAUGGCGUGCAAGGAGAUGUCACGAGGACUUCAGCGCGUCAAUCACAAUGACGCUGCUGCCUUGAAUACCAACCGCGCUCACUCAUCGGAAAUUGACAGAGAUGUGGGUCAUGCCCACGCCCCAUCGACCCAUCCCCAGACCACUCGGCUCAUCAGCGUUCACAAUGGACCCCUGUAGUUGGUAACUAGCGUCCAAGAAACCCAGCAGACUGCUGGCAGCGCAGCCCG
Molecule: messenger RNA, 2827 nt
Organism: Pollicipes pollicipes
Lineage: Eukaryota; Metazoa; Arthropoda; Thecostraca; Pollicipedomorpha; Pollicipedidae
Product: potassium voltage-gated channel subfamily KQT member 1
Exons: 12
Coding region: 72-1784 (570 amino acids)
Biological process (GO): potassium ion transmembrane transport
Cellular component (GO): voltage-gated potassium channel complex; membrane
Molecular function (GO): voltage-gated potassium channel activity
Source: RefSeq, a predicted model, not a curated record